UUUGACAGUGGUUCAAUUAAUUUAAGAAUAUAUUUCCUGACAAUGAAAUUGUAGCUAAUAACAUACAAGUUUCAAUGGAAUGUUGUCAAAGGUUCGUGCUCAAAUGUAAUGCUUAAAUGUCAGCUUAUCUUAGCGUAAACAGCUAGCUCCAACCUAUCCCAUUACGCCACGUCAUCACCUUACCCCACACCCAAACCUUCUCUUUAUAUAUUAAUCCAAGUUGAAAAUUUUACACAGUUUUAGAGAGAGAGAGAGAUCAUAUCUAGAUUCUAGAGAGAGAGAGAGAGAGAGAGAGAGAGAGAGAUGGAGGGACUAAUUCCAUUUGUGUACAAAGCAAUAGUGCAAUACAAAAACGGAGGACGAGGGACAUGGCUAAACGAAUCACCAUCAGCUUCUUACAUGAGGAUUCCGGCUGGUGACUCUGGCCGGUUUUCAACUUCCGAUAUCCAGCUUUCCCGCCCAGAUUAUUGUGCCUUCUCCGCCUCUUCACCGCCUCGCUCCGCCGCCACCAGGGUUCUUUCCGGCCGGGCAGCGCAAUCCGGUCAAUUCUUUUAGGGCUGUCAGGUGAUCAUAUCGGCUGCCACGAUGAUGUCACACCAAGUAUUUUAAUUA
Erythranthe guttata (spotted monkey flower) is the source of this 612-nucleotide messenger RNA. Lineage: Eukaryota; Viridiplantae; Streptophyta; Magnoliopsida; Lamiales; Phrymaceae. The record is from RefSeq and is a predicted model, not a curated record.